AAACUUAUUCCUGGGUUUCAUCAUUUGAUAUAUCUAAUAAAACAAGUCAAGGAACUCCAACAAAUCAAGGCAAUUUUUCAACAGGAAAUAAAUAUAUUUCAACAAAUCAAAUAAUUAUAUUAUUUCAAUAG
This is a messenger RNA of Scutellospora calospora, 131 nucleotides long. Lineage: Eukaryota; Fungi; Glomeromycota; Glomeromycetes; Diversisporales; Gigasporaceae. The record is from the annotation of a GenBank genome assembly.